This is a messenger RNA of Iphiclides podalirius (scarce swallowtail), 918 nucleotides long. The record is from the annotation of a GenBank genome assembly. NCBI's taxonomy places the organism in Eukaryota, Metazoa, Arthropoda, Insecta, Lepidoptera, Papilionidae.
AUGAGAAUGAGGUGGAGUCUAUUAAUAGGCGUGGUGCUGGUAGCCAGUGGUGUUGUCUCUGAAGAGACUGACGACGGAGUGCCCGACGCAGGAGUAGACGGCGAUGAUGAACUAUCCUUAGAUCAGGAGGAGACGCGCAACCUGCGGCCCCGAGCCUACACACCAGCAGCGUUCUCCAACACGCUACCCAGCGGUUUCAGGCCCACGCCCUCCCUGGCCGAGCUGGCUGGAUACCAGCAGCGGCAGCAGGAGCAGGAGUACGUGGUGGUCCCCACCAGGCCCCAGUACGAGGAACAGAGGGCCCCGCCCAGGGCACCUCAAAGGAAGCAACAAGAGCAACGUCCUGCCAAGUACCAGCAGCAGCAGGUGCAGGAAGUGGAGGAGGAGGAGGAGGAGAAAGAGGAGCCCGACCGCCUCUCACUGCUCCUGCAACAGUCCAAGUUUAAUUGCGUCAGCAAACAGACCGGGUACUACGCCGACGAGGAGCUCAACUGCGAGGUGUUCCACUACUGCCAGGACAACGUGAAACACUCCUGGAUAUGUCCCGAUGGUUUUAGCUUCCACCAGGUCCACUUGAUCUGUAUGCCCACGAGCCAGGAGAACAUCUGCCAGAAGUCAUCCAAAUACCACUUCGUCAACGACUAUCUGUACCGGCCGAUCAACCAAGAGGAGGUCGACCGCAAACCCAGCCUGUCCCUCAAGUACUCGGACCGCUUCUACCCGGCCGAGGUGUACAGGGACGACAGAUACGACCAGGAAGAAGAAGAAGAGGAGGAGCAGCCACGUCACACCCCACCCCCGCAACAGCGUCCGUCCCCAAGGCCGCAGCAACAGCAGCCUCAAGUGUUUCGUACCGCAGAGGAGGUCAACAUUCCUCUAGUACAAAGACGCCCACAGCGCCCAUAUGAAUUCGAUUUC